This is a messenger RNA of Prosopis cineraria, 2631 nucleotides long. Its product is annotated as G-type lectin S-receptor-like serine/threonine-protein kinase CES101. NCBI's taxonomy places the organism in Eukaryota, Viridiplantae, Streptophyta, Magnoliopsida, Fabales, Fabaceae. The coding region runs from base 62 to 2455 and encodes 797 amino acids. Gene Ontology annotation, biological process: protein phosphorylation. The transcript has 8 exons. The record is from RefSeq and is a predicted model, not a curated record. Gene Ontology annotation, molecular function: protein serine/threonine kinase activity; ATP binding.
AAUCACAACGAUGAUAUUUAGAAUCCUGUCCUAAUUGAUAUCUCUGUGCAUAGAAGCAUAGAUGCCUAGCCGGGAAAACUCAUUGAUGUAUCUUCACCUUCUCAUCCUGGUGAUUAUUUCUCCCCUGUUCUUCAGCUGCAUCGUCGUGUUUGCAGAAACCAACACUCUGAAUCAAUCCGACUCACUCAACUUCACCGGUCGCUUGGUUUCCAACAACCAGAAUUUCACCCUAGAAUUCGUCAAACCUAUUCCCUUCAGCAACAACACUUACUUGGCCAUCUGGAAUUCGUACGAAUCAUCCUCGUACCCUGUUUGGCUAGCCAACAGAGACAACCCAAUCACUGACGGUUCUGCAACUCUCUUCAUCGACAACACCGGAAAGUUUGUGAUCAAUCAGACUCAUGGUGACCCAAUUCAAUUGUGCCCUGGCGAAGCCGCGACCAACAGCACCACCAACACAAAGGCUGUGUUGCUCGACAAUGGAAAUCUUGUACUGACAGAAGUGAAUUCCGAUGGAUCUGUCGGGAGAACCUUGUGGCAGAGCUUUGACUGUCCCACUGACCAUCUGUUACCUGGCAUGAAACUAGGGAUCAAUCACAGAACAGGAAGAAAUUGGUCUCUCACUUCAUGGCUGGCCUAUGAUGAUCCAUCUCCAGGAGCUUUCACACUCGAAUGGGACCCUCAUGGCUUAGAGUUAGUUCUUCGGCGAAGAGGGGUUGUUUUCUGGACCAGUGGUGGAACAACCUUGGGAAACAUAGAACAAUUGUCCCAUAAAAUACAAUCUUAUGAAAUGUCAUAUACCAAAACUUCAGAUGAAGAGUUCUUCAAUUAUUCACUGAAACAAGACCCUAUGGAUCCUGGGAUUCAUGAAAGCAUAGAAUGGAUCUUAGAUUACGAAGGUAGUAUUUGGUUUAACAACGAGGAAGUGGCAUUACAGGAUUAUUGUUAUGGGUACGAGGAAGAUGUGGGAUGUGCAAAAUGGGAACAGCUAGAGUGUAGGAGUGAGAAUACGAGAUUUGAGCUAUUGUCUGGGUACUUUGUGAGUAAGAGAAAUGGAAAAUUCAUUGAUGGUGAGAGUGAAAGCAUUGGGCCUGCUGAUUGUAGAGCUAGUUGUUGGAAUGACUGUAAUUGUCAAGCAUAUCUCAAGAGCCGCAGCGUAGGUUGUGUCACAUAUCAUCAAGAAGCAGAGUUCCAACUAGACCCAUCUGGGAAUUCGCAACAACAUUUUGUUAUCCAACAAUCACAAAACAAAGGAAGGGACACAAAGAAAAGGAUUGCAAUUUCAGUUCCGAUUUCAUUGUUGUCAGUGUCUGUCAUUGUCAUUAUCUUGUAUCGGAGAUGGAAAACAAAAGGGAGAAAAGAAGACCAUCUACAUCAAUCGGAAACAACAAGCAGUAAUUUGCACGAUCCAAAUGAGCUUGGAUACGAUGAUGGCUUUUCUCAACAUUUGAAAAUGUUUACCUUUGUCUCUAUUGUUGAAGCUACAGAUGACUUUUCUGUACAAAAUAAGCUUGGAGAAGGUGGUUUUGGCCCAGUUUAUAAGGGAAAACUACCUGAAGGGGUAGAAAUUGCAGUGAAAAGGCUAUCAAGGAGUUCAGGACAAGGAUUGGUGGAGUUUAAGAAUGAAUUGAUACUCAUAGCAAAACUACAACACAAGAAUCUAGUACGUUUACUUGGAUGCUGCAUGCAAUCUGAGGAAAAGAUGUUAGUUUAUGAAUACAUGCCCAAUAAAAGUCUAGACUCCUUUCUCUUUGAUGCAUCCAAGAGGGCGGCAUUAAAUUGGAAAAUUAGAGUGAUGAUUAUUGAAGGGAUUUCACAAGGACUUCUUUACCUUCAUCAACAUUCAAGAUUAAGAAUCAUACACAGAGAUUUGAAAACCAGUAACAUAUUACUUGAUAUAGACAUGAAUCCUAAAAUUUCUGAUUUUGGAAUGGCAAGAAUUUUCAAGGAGAAUGAGUUCAUAGCCAAGACGAACAGAAUUGUUGGGACAUAUGGAUACAUGUCUCCCGAGUAUGCAAUGGAUGGAAUAUUCUCUAUAAAAUCAGAUGUUUUUAGUCUUGGAGUCAUAAUUCUUGAAAUUUUAAGUGGCAAGAGGAACAGCAGCUUUUAUGAAGUCAAUAAACCCUUGAAUCUAAUACAAUAUGCUUGGGAUUUAUGGCAAAAUGGAGUUGGUUUAGAAUUGAUGGAUCCAAUACUAAGCAAGUCAUGUUCGAAUCAACAAUUUCUUAGAUUUAUUCAAAUAAGUCUUUUGUGUGUAGAAGAAUCUCCAGCAAAUAGACCAACUACAUCAGAAGUCAUUUCUAUGAUCACAAAUGAAAGAACCCUUUUGCCUAUUGUGAAGAAACCUGCAUUUACAAAUUUAGACUGUAUCACCAAUGUAGAUGGUGAAAGAAAUGACUUUGAAUACCGUUCAGCCAUGAACAAUCUUUCUAUAUCUACAAUGAAUGGAAGAUAGAGGGGCAAGAUGAACAACUACUUGCAGAAUCUCCAAGAAACAUCUUAAUCUCACAAAAUUACACUUCAACGCCUGUAAACAACCUGUAGAAUUGUUUGUGUUAUAUUUUUUGAGACCGGUAAAAGCUUGAAAUUACAGUUAAACGUCUCGUAUUUUAAUGGUCUCUGUCUAUUUGC